UCACCACACUACCACACUGCCCCAGUGCCCUGCGCCCACCACCCGGCCGGACCCCUGCCCACGUUGCCUGCUUCCUCUGCAUGGGGCCCUGCAGCAACCCCCGCCUGGGGCUCCCCGGGGGGGAGUCGCCCUCCCAGCCCCCCCAGAGGAGGAAGAAGAGAUACCUGCGGCAUGACAAGCCCCCCUACACCUACUUGGCCAUGAUCGCCCUGGUGAUCCAGGCCGCACCCUCCCGCAGGCUGAAGCUGGCCCAGAUCAUCCGUCAGGUCCAGGCCGUGUUCCCCUUCUUCAGGGACGAUUACGAGGGCUGGAAAGACUCCAUCCGCCACAACCUCUCCUCCAACCGAUGCUUCCGCAAGGUGCCCAAAGAUCCCGCGAAGCCUCAGGCCAAGGGCAACUUCUGGGCGGUCGACGUGAGCCUGAUCCCAGCCGAGGCGCUGCGGCUGCAGAACACGGCCCUGUGCAGGCGCUGGCAGAGCAAGGGCGCGAGGGGAGCCUUCGCCAAGGACCUGGGCCCCUAUGUGCUGCAUGGCCGGCCCUACCGGCCGCCCAGUCCCCAGCCGCCGCCCUGCGAGGGCUUCAGCAUAAAGUCUCUGCUAGGGGACUCCGGGGAGGGGGCGCCGCCGAGCAGCCCAAGUCGGUCAGGCUCAGUUCGCAUAGGGGAGGAAGAGGCACCCACUCCAGUCCCCCCCUCUGAGAGACCUCUGUGGCCCGUCUGCCCCCUCCCAGGGUCCCUGAGAGCAGAAGGGGAGACUUCCCAGGGGGGAAACAGCAGGCCCUCGCCCCUCUCCCCUGAACCCAGAGCCUGGCCCCUCCACUUACUGCAGGGUACCCCAGGCCCUGGGGGACUCCCUGGUGGAAGCCACAGGGCCUCGCUUUGGGGGCAGCUACCUACCUCUUAUUUGCCCAUUUACACUCCCAACGUGGUGAUGCCAUUUGCCCCACUGCCACCCACCUCUUGCCCCCGGUGCCCCCCCUCAACCAGCACAGGCUAUUGGGGGGUGGUCCCUGAAACCCAUGGCCCCCCAAGGCUGCUCUGGGAUCUAGACGCCCUCUUCCAGGGGGUGCCACCCAACAAAAGCAUCUAUGAUGCGUGGGUUAGCCACCCCCGAGACCUGGCUGCCCCUACCCCAGGCUGGCUACUCUCCUGGUACAGCCUGUGA
Messenger RNA from Balaenoptera musculus (blue whale), 1163 nucleotides. RefSeq names its product forkhead box H1 (gene FOXH1). The transcript has 3 exons. Gene Ontology annotation, biological process: regulation of DNA-templated transcription. Bases 81 to 1163 code for a protein of 360 amino acids. NCBI's taxonomy places the organism in Eukaryota, Metazoa, Chordata, Mammalia, Artiodactyla, Balaenopteridae. The record is from RefSeq and is a predicted model, not a curated record. Gene Ontology annotation, molecular function: DNA-binding transcription factor activity; sequence-specific DNA binding.